UAGAAUAAUAAAACAUAUGACAUGUAACCAACUAUUGAACCGCCAACAGUACGCCUACCAGCCCGGGCGCUCGACGGUUGACGCCGCGCGCGACGUGGUGGCGCGCGUUCUCCAGCACCUCAAAGACGGGCGACAAGUUGCAGCCGUAUUCUGCGACUUGUCGCGUGCCUUCGAGAUGAUUAAUCACGCCCUUCUCCUAGACAAGUUGUCACGCUACGGAUUUACUGGCAGUUUCUAUAAUACUAUAGCCUCGUUCUUGAAAAAUCGUAGACAAUGCACGUGUGUCCUCAAUGCGAGGUCGGAAAUAGAACCUAUAGGCAGUAGCUCCGUUCCCCAGGGCUCCUCAACGGGCAAUAACCUGUUUUUAGUGUUAAUGAACGACAUCACAUCUGCCUGCGAUGAUCCGGAGUACGUAAUGUUCGCCGACGACACGUGCAUCAUUAUUAACGCUGACAACAUUGAUCAAUUAAAAUCCACGUUAUCCAUGAUAAUGCUUAAAAUGUCGAGAUGGUUUUCCGCUAACGGGAUGUUACUCAACGUUGACAAGACUAACAUAAUACACUUUAAACUAAAAAAUAAUAAUGAUAACGCUCAACUCGACAUAUCAAUAAAUAACGUUAUAGUCCCACAGGUCAAGGAGACUAAGUACCUCGGGUUUAUUAUCGACUCAGGGCUGACCUGGACUCCCAACAUAGACCAAUUAUGUAAUAAACUGGCCUCGGCGUGCUUUGCUCUGUCUAGGCUUGCCCCGACGUUAACUACCGACGGAAUUACAUACUGA
Molecule: messenger RNA, 781 nt
Organism: Cydia strobilella
Lineage: Eukaryota; Metazoa; Arthropoda; Insecta; Lepidoptera; Tortricidae
Exons: 2
Coding region: 17-781 (254 amino acids)
Source: RefSeq, a predicted model, not a curated record